Messenger RNA from Rotaria sordida, 801 nucleotides. Lineage: Eukaryota; Metazoa; Rotifera; Eurotatoria; Philodinida; Philodinidae. The record is from the annotation of a GenBank genome assembly.
AUGACAUCGUCUUUACAACAAGAAAAGCCACAAUUUUAUGAUGCAAAAGACAUUAUUGUAAUUUUGGGAGCUGUAUCACAAGAGAUCACUCUUCUAGUUAAUGCUUUAGAAAUGAGUGAAAAAAAGCAGCUAUGGGGUAUUCCAUACUGGCAAGGCAAAUUACAUGGUCAAUAUGUCGUUAUUGCUAUCACUGGUAUUGGUAAAACUUAUACUGGUAUGACGAGUACUUUAUUCAUCAAAGAGUUUCAACCUCGUCUAGUAUUAAUGACCGGUACAGGUGCGCGUAUCAAUCCACAACUACGCACUGGUGACAUCAUCGUUGCCACGCAUACCUAUGAGCAUGAUUACGGUAGCCUUACUACAGACAAGGAUAUGGUUUAUCGUCCAAUGAACAGUCCAGAUGAUGGUAAAGAAGUAAUUAAUGAAUUUAAACCAAGUGCAGCAAUGCUAGCACUUGCUCAAAAAGCUAUUGAAAGCUAUCAACCACAAACAAUAAUCAUCGAUGAAAAUAUCUCGUAUGAAAAUAGUGUUCGUUUCGGUGUCAUUGCAUCGUCAGAUUUAUUUGGUGUACCGCAAGCACGCAUUGAUUUACUACGUAACCAGUUCAAAGUUGAUAUUAUGGAAAUGGAAUCAGGACCACUUGGUCACGUGUGUCAAACUUUUAGUGUACCGUAUUUAAUCGUACGUUCAGGCAGUAAUAUUGCACAAGAGGCACCCAACAAUGAUUACUUGCGUUUAAGCCCAAUUGCUGCUUUAGAAGGAGCAAAAUUUUUACUUCAUUUCAUUAAGUUUCUGAAUUAA